Messenger RNA from Sus scrofa (pig), 1052 nucleotides. It is a transcript of the gene CLDN23, whose product is annotated as claudin 23. The record is from RefSeq and is marked provisional. Gene Ontology annotation, molecular function: structural molecule activity. Gene Ontology annotation, cellular component: bicellular tight junction; membrane. NCBI's taxonomy places the organism in Eukaryota, Metazoa, Chordata, Mammalia, Artiodactyla, Suidae.
GAUGCGGACGCCAGUGGUUAUGACGCUGGGCAUGGUGCUCGCGCCCUGCGGGCUGCUGCUCACCCUGACGAGCACGCUGACGCCAGGCUGGCGGCUGGUGAAGGGCUUUCUAGACCAGCCGGUGGACGUGGUGCUGUACCAGGGACUGUGGGACAUGUGCCGCGAGCAGAGCAGCCGCGAACGCCAGUGCGGCCAGCCAGACGAAUUGGGAUACUUCGCGGCAGAGCCCGUGAAGGUGGCACGGGGACUCAUGGUCACGUCGCUGGCCGUCACAGCCCUGGGGCUGCUGCUGGCGACUCUCGGCGUGCGCUGCUGGCAGGACGAGCCCCACUUCGCGCUGGCUGGGCUUUCGGGCGUCGUGCUCUUCGCCGCGGGCCUCUUGAGCCUCAUCCCAGUCUCUUGGUACAACCACUUCUUGGCAGAUCGCGCCGUCCUGCCGGCUCAGUCCAGCCCGGUCACCGUGCAGGUCGGCUACAGCCUGGUGCUGGGCUACCUGGGCAGCUGCCUGCUGCUGUUGGGUGGCUUCUCACUGGCUCUCAGCUUCGCUCCUUGGUGCGCAGAGCGCUGUCGGAGCUGCCGCAAGGCCUCCCCCAGCAGCGCGCGCCGCAGCAGCAUUAGCACCGUUCACGUCGACUGGCUCACGCCAGCCAUCAAGUACUACAGCGACGGCCAGCACCGGCCGGGGCCCGCCCAGCUCGGCCCUACCAGCCGGCGAAAGGCAGGCUUCCCGAUGCCCCGGCCGCCGCCCAAGGCCUACAGCAACCAGGUGGACGUGCUCGACGGAGAGAAGUCUCCCGACUCCCACCUUGACGGGUCCUCCCGCAGCACCCGGCCCUGCGGCAGCGCGCUGCCUUGCGACUCUGACUUGUAGGCAAUGCCCCAGCCUGCCCUGGCCAGGAGGUGUCUGGCUGAAGGACUCGCCCCACGUGGUCCAGCCUGGAACUUAGCUGUUACUGUUAUGCUGAAACACCUGGCUUGGAGUCGGACCCCCGGGUGACCUUCCUUUCCUGUGGCCAAACUCGACUCCUUGGACAAUUAGUUCAGGUUGGGUU